Messenger RNA from Pteronotus mesoamericanus, 713 nucleotides. It is a transcript of the gene IFI6, whose product is annotated as interferon alpha inducible protein 6. Bases 202 to 597 code for a protein of 131 amino acids. Gene Ontology annotation, cellular component: mitochondrion; membrane. Lineage: Eukaryota; Metazoa; Chordata; Mammalia; Chiroptera; Mormoopidae. The transcript is spliced from 5 exons. The record is from RefSeq and is a predicted model, not a curated record. Gene Ontology annotation, biological process: negative regulation of mitochondrial depolarization; negative regulation of extrinsic apoptotic signaling pathway in absence of ligand; apoptotic signaling pathway.
GCCAGCCACGGGGGCAGGAGGAGUGGAAUAGAGGAGGGGCAAUUGGAAUGGGAUUACAAAAACAGCCUGCAGCCUGAGAGAGCGGCUGUCCUCCCUCACUGCAGCUUGCCUCCACCAGCAGGCUCCAGGCAGGAAGGCCAGGAAGGUUCCUUCUCUUCUCUCCUCCCAGGUCCAGCGACAAAGCUAGCGCGUAGCGCCACCAUGCGGCAGAAGGCGAUAUCGCUCUUCUUGUGCUACCUGCUGCUCUACACUUGCGGCGUGGUGGACGCAGGCAGAAGAAAAGACUCCAACGAGGACAGCGACUCUGGAAUCUUGGGUGCCCUGACCUACGUGGCUGUCGGAGGAGGGCUCCUGGCCAUGGCGCUGCCUGCUCUGGGCUUUACUGUCACCGGCAUCGCUGGCAACUCAUUGGCCGCCUCACUGAUGAGCUGGUCCGCCGUGGCGAACGGGGGUGGCGUGCCCGCUGGAGGGUUGGUAGCCACGCUGCAGAGUUUGGGGGCUAGUGGUGGCAGUACCCUCAUGGCCCAGAUUGGUGGGUUUCUAGGCUACACCAUCUACAAGCAUCAAGAAAACAAGAGGGUGAAGGAGGAGGACUAGGAGUCAGAAGCUCCCAAGACACUCACCCCCUGCCCCACUUCUUCUAAUUGAAGUCCAGAAGUUUCUCUGUUACACUUUUGAAUGAGUUAAAUGAAAAAGAAAAUAAACUUCUCUCA